Messenger RNA from Haemonchus placei, 201 nucleotides. The record is from the annotation of a GenBank genome assembly. Lineage: Eukaryota; Metazoa; Nematoda; Chromadorea; Rhabditida; Trichostrongylidae.
AUGUUAGCGAAGAGCAAAGAAGAAUUCCAGAAGAGGCCUGAAAUGGGAGAAAGUGUUAACGGAGAACGGGCUCCAGCUGAACGUGAAGAAGUUUCUGAGCUCCGAAGAGUACACGGAGUCAAUCAUCGACGGUCUCGGAGAAGCCAUCGAAAAGGUUUGGGACUUCCGAUACUUGGGGAGGGAUCUAGUUGCCGAUGGUAG